Meloidogyne enterolobii is the source of this 283-nucleotide messenger RNA. The record is from the annotation of a GenBank genome assembly. NCBI's taxonomy places the organism in Eukaryota, Metazoa, Nematoda, Chromadorea, Rhabditida, Meloidogynidae.
UAUGCCACCUUUAUCAUUCCGUGUAAAUGAAGAGUAUGCCCAAUUAUCUGAAAUAAUUCCUGGUUUAUUUAUUUGUGGUGUUAAUGGGCUUACAGCAGCGAAUAUUUGUGCUUUUCGAAUUCAAUUAGUUGUUAACUGUACACGAGAAGUUCCGAACCUUAAAUGUUUGGGACAAGUAACAAGAAUGAAAUUAUGGGUUGAGGACACUCCUGAAGAAGAUUUAUUUGCUCAUUUUGAUAUUGUUGCUGAUCAGGUAGAUGAUAGUCGACUGUUUAACUAUUAA